Erigeron canadensis is the source of this 954-nucleotide messenger RNA. RefSeq names its product probable 2-oxoglutarate-dependent dioxygenase AOP1. Lineage: Eukaryota; Viridiplantae; Streptophyta; Magnoliopsida; Asterales; Asteraceae. The transcript is spliced from 3 exons. The coding region runs from base 1 to 954 and encodes 317 amino acids. Gene Ontology annotation, molecular function: dioxygenase activity. The record is from RefSeq and is a predicted model, not a curated record.
AUGGGUUCCGAAGCACCAUUUCAGCUCCCUGUGGUUGACUUCUCAGAUCUUAACAUAAAAGAUCCCGACAUGCUUAUCUGGGAAUCAGCUAAAAUCAAAGCCCUCGAAGCCCUUCAAGAAUACGGCUGCUUUGAAGCAACCUUUGCUCCUAUCACGACGGACCUUCAAAAAACUGUAUUUGAUGAGCUUGAAUGCCUUUUUAACCUCCCACUUGAAACCAAGCAAAGAAACGCUAACGACCGUGAGUUUCAUGGAUAUAUUGGUCAAAUCCCAUUCAUGCCCCUCUAUGAAAGCAUGGGGAUAGAUACACCUUAUAACCAAGAAACAGUUGACGCGUUUGCCAAACUUAUGUGGCCCGAAGGAAAUCCCAAGUUUUCGAAAAGUAUCCAGGCGUACUCAAAGAAGCUGUGGGAAUUGGAUGAAAUGGUGAAAAAGAUGGUAUUUGAGGGGUUGAAUUUGAGGAAGUAUUUGGAAGAACAUUUGGAAGCAACGAGUUACCAUCUGAAGGUGAUGAAAUAUCGUGUGGCAGAUCCAAAUGAAGACACUAUGGGUUUGGAUUCUCAUGCCGAUACAAGUAUACUUACCAUUUUGCAUCAAAAUGGUGUCCAAGGGCUAGAGAUUCGGACCAAAGAUGAGAAUUGGGUCACUGUAAAUGUUUCACCGAAUUCAUUCGUGGUCAUGGCUGGGGAAAGCUUCAAUGUUUUGUCUAACGGGCGAUUGCAUGCACCGUUUCAUAGGGUGGUAAUGAAUGCAAACAGAACCAGGCUUUCGGUUGGUUUGUUUUCAAUGCCGAAAGUUGGAAGCAUUGUAAAACCUCCAAAAGAGAUGGUGGAUGAAGACCAUCCAUUGCUAUUCAAGCCUUUUGAUUAUGGAGAGUUCAUGGACUACUUCUGUAUGUCUGGUGUUAAGAAAGAUACUUAUGGCCUCAAGAAUUAUUGUGGGUUAUCUAUCUGA